AUGGGCCUAAAAGGCACUAUUGCUCGAGAAAUUGGCAAUCUCUCUUUCCUAAGAUCUUUGGUUAUUAGCGACAACAAUUUUCAUGGCUUUAUCCCAUAUGAAAUAGGAAAUUUGAGCCGGCUCCGAGAAAUAGAUAUGCAGCACAAUGAUCUACAUGGCCCGAUUCCAACAAGUUUUGGAUUUCUUGAAAAUCUCCAGAAGUUAAUCCUGUUACGUAACGUACUCAAUGGGCAUAUUCCUAGUCAGAUUUCCAAUCUCUCUUCUUUAGUAGAAAUUGAUGUUGCAAACAACAGUCUUUUGGGAAGUAUUCCAAUAGAUAUAGGUAACAAUCUUCCGAAGCUAGAGAGGAUAAGAAUUUCAAAGAAUCAAAUAAGUGGCAGUAUUCCUCCAAGCCUGGGAAGAUGCAGAAAACUCAAACAGAUUUCUCUAUCCUUCAAUAAUUUAAAUGGAAGCAUUCCAAUGGAGAUCUGGAACUUGUCAGAGCUUCAACAUCUCUAUUUAGCGAAAAACAAUUUGAUAG
Molecule: messenger RNA, 520 nt
Organism: Olea europaea var. sylvestris
Lineage: Eukaryota; Viridiplantae; Streptophyta; Magnoliopsida; Lamiales; Oleaceae
Product: LRR receptor-like serine/threonine-protein kinase
Exons: 1
Molecular function (GO): protein binding
Source: RefSeq, a predicted model, not a curated record